Carassius auratus (goldfish) is the source of this 2970-nucleotide messenger RNA. Its product is annotated as ras-related protein Rap-2a. The transcript is spliced from 2 exons. The coding region runs from base 503 to 1054 and encodes 183 amino acids. Gene Ontology annotation, molecular function: GTP binding; GTPase activity. Gene Ontology annotation, biological process: Rap protein signal transduction. The record is from RefSeq and is a predicted model, not a curated record. Gene Ontology annotation, cellular component: membrane. Lineage: Eukaryota; Metazoa; Chordata; Actinopteri; Cypriniformes; Cyprinidae.
UCCGCGCAUCAAUCCCGCUAUAAAACUCCUAUCCUUGCGCUGAGACGGUGUGGUCUGGCUUCAAAUGGUCUCCACCCGAGAGUAUGGCGGAUGAGGAUCCUGGAAGAUGCAGAAUAGCUAUUCCGGAAUGCAGCGUCGUCCUAAGGAUCUCCAAAUGACGCUCGGAGGGGACGCGUGAUGCCUUAUAUGCUCGUCUUUGAAGGGACGCGAGGCGUUUUUUAUAACCUAAUAUGUACGCAAAUACUUCGGGCAGGCUUUUAAAAUAUUAUUUCUUCAAGCAGCUGUUGGGUUCCGGCUUUGGUAGGUGGUUAGAGAUGCCAUGAAGCCCGCGCAUUGGCUCUUUGUGCGUCUCUCUCUAUGGUGAGUGUUGCAACUCAGCCAUGGCUCCGCGUCUGCUCGACUUCUGCAAUAUUCAAGGCAAGUUUCCCGUCGCAUCUGAUCGGCUUGGACACUGUUAGCUGGUUGCAUUACGCGCGUCACGUCGGGUUCGGAUCCGUGCGCAAUGCGCGAAUAUAAGGUGGUGGUGCUCGGCAGCGGAGGGGUCGGGAAAUCCGCUCUCACUGUCCAGUUCGUGACCGGGACCUUCAUCGAGAAGUACGACCCGACUAUCGAAGACUUCUACCGCAAGGAGAUCGAGGUGGACUCGUCGCCGUCGGUGCUGGAGAUCCUGGACACGGCCGGUACGGAGCAGUUCGCGUCCAUGCGGGAUCUCUACAUCAAGAACGGCCAGGGCUUCAUCCUGGUCUACAGCAUGGUCAACCAGCAGAGCUUCCAAGAUAUAAAGCCCAUGAGAGAUCAGAUCAUCAGGGUGAAGAGGUAUGAGCGCGUGCCCGUGAUACUUGUGGGAAACAAGGUGGACCUGGACAAUGAGCGCGAGGUUUCAUCAAGCGAGGGUCAAGCUCUAGCUGAAGAAUGGGGCUGCCCGUUCAUGGAGACAUCGGCCAAGAGCAAAACCAUGGUGGACGAACUGUUCUCGGAGAUAGUCAGGCAGAUGGACUAUGCCUCUCAGCCGGAUAAGGAAGACCCGUGCUGCUCUUCCUGCAAUAUACAAUAACCCCACAAUCAGGAGCCACAUAAGGUUUUCAAAGGGUUACAAAAUGGAGCUCUUCACUAAAGUGGUGUCCUUACACGUCAUGCACACGUGAAUGGUGUCUACACACUAGACAAUCCUACAAAUUCAUUGAUUUCAAUUGGAAAGAUGCAUCGCAAAGACAUACCCAGCUAAAAUGGAACAUUCUCAGAAUGGAAAUGAAUAACGUUCUCAAAGCAUUAGCAUAGAACAUAAGAUGUAUUUAUAACGUUCUUAGAAGAUUAUUUUGUUAGCAGCCCAUUUAUUUCUUGGUUAAAAGAAUGUUAUAGAAAGCAUUAAGGGAACUGUCCAUUUUUUUGCAAUAAUUUUGCAAAACUUUAACUUGUGACUGUUCUCUGAACACACCGUAGAUAAAAGAGCGUAAGGGUUUGUGAAAGCGAUGUUGUGAUAUGCAAACAAAAUUAGGUUUUUACUAUCCAUUGAGCUCUAGAAAUUUCAAGUGAGGCGAAAUCCACUUCGCUGUUUUCCCACUUAUGAUCAGAUGUUUCCCCCAAAGCUUUGUCUAGUGUGUGAACGCCUUAAUUCAACACGAUUAUGAUAAAUGAAUACAAAAAAGAUACUGUAAAAAAGGUCAAAGGGGUUAAAAAAUGCACCAUACUUGGGUCUUUCUUUUCCCCGCAUGUUUUAAACACCUUCAUUCUAAGUUUGGCGCUGUUCGCGAUAGACUUGAUCGUGUCGGUUUCGCCAAUUAGUUUGCACAUAUAGAACCUGAUGUCUUAAAACUGCCAUUACUUUAAUAAAGAGCCCGAAUGAGCUAGUUUUGUUCUUCCAAACGGCCCGCUGUCAGCAAAGUGUGGCAUUUCCUCUGAGGGACUAUCAGACGUCGAGGUUUGAAAUGUUCAUGAGGGGAUCUAUGUGUGUGAGUGUACCGUUGCAGCAACGAGGGGCUUUACUUUGAGAGUUUGAGGGACAUUUUCUUUGAGAAAGCCAAACAGGAUGCUGAGAAGCACUUUUCUUUUGUAAUGUUGUGUCUGUUUUGAUUUGCGAAACUGCUGGGAAUAAUCAGCUGAUAAUGUUGUGGUUUUUAAUUAGCACCUUGAUAUAGAAUGUUGCAAAUACUGACUCAUGUAUUUUGUAAUAAUGUAGUUAAACAAUCAUGGGAUUUGCUUUAGAAUAGCUUUGGAUUUGUUGGGAACAGUAUUCGUCAUGAAACGCUAUCGACACUUUCCACAAAAAGAGUCCAAAUGUCCUGAUACUUUAAUUUGCAGCAAUACAUUAAUAAAGAACUAUUUAGAGAAAUUGUUAUAUUAACCUAGCAUUCAAAGUAGGUAGUUUUAAACACGUCAAAUUCAAACGGUUAUUCACACCUCAGAGUUCGUGACUAUAUUUCGGCAGUUAAAACCCACAAAACAUCUGCAGAAUUGAAAUUCCAUUAAAUGCGGAAAUUAUUUACAAUAUUUUAUACAUGUAAAAAUGAAUUGUAAUUAUUUGUAAUUAUGAAAUAAUAAUUAUUAAAUUCUAACAAAGCAGAGAUGGUGCCACCUAUAGGCAGAGCGUGCAAUUGCCUAGGGCAAGGAAACUUGGGUCCUGCAGGGCCACUGUCCUGCGAAGUUUAGCUCCAACCCCAAUCAAACACACUUGAACAAGCUAAUCAAUGUCUUCAAGUUCACUAGAAAGCUACAGGAAGGUGUGUUUAAUGGCAUCUCCAACAUGAAUUUUAGGCCUGGAUACAAAGUAGCUAGUUUUAAACACACAAAAUGUUUGUAGCGACCCUUCAAAAUAGUGAUUUAGGCCUGUUGUGCCUCUAGGUCUAGUGAAAAUCAUACAACAUCUGUUGAAUUGAUAUUCGUUUAAAUAUAGAAAAACAUUUUAUUUAUACAACACUAUCUCACAACCAAUUCGUACGUAUUUUACGAGGUGGCUUAUUCGUACGAAUUUGU